Sphenostylis stenocarpa is the source of this 258-nucleotide messenger RNA. NCBI's taxonomy places the organism in Eukaryota, Viridiplantae, Streptophyta, Magnoliopsida, Fabales, Fabaceae. The record is from the annotation of a GenBank genome assembly.
AUGUGCACCCUUAUAUAUAGGAUUUUCGGCCAACUUCGGACCGCCUGCCCCCGAAUUUGCGUGGAUUCAGGACCGCCCGCUUGGAACCUUCGAGACGACAGCCUCGACUCUUGGCCUCCAACGAGACUGGGCCAUCUCGCCAGGCGAAGGCGGUCUCAUUUUUUGCCACAACCGAGACGGGCGCGUCCCGGUUUAACAAUGCAAGCUCUAGGAUUUGGCCAGAGGAGCUUGGUGACUACGGCCUCGUUUUUUGUAUGA